This is a messenger RNA of Gamsiella multidivaricata, 1169 nucleotides long. Its product is annotated as P-loop containing nucleoside triphosphate hydrolase protein. Bases 57 to 1112 code for a protein of 351 amino acids. The record is from RefSeq and is a predicted model, not a curated record. Gene Ontology annotation, molecular function: DNA binding; DNA clamp loader activity; ATP binding. Gene Ontology annotation, biological process: DNA repair; DNA-templated DNA replication. The transcript is spliced from 6 exons. Gene Ontology annotation, cellular component: nucleus; Ctf18 RFC-like complex; Elg1 RFC-like complex. NCBI's taxonomy places the organism in Eukaryota, Fungi, Mortierellomycota, Mortierellomycetes, Mortierellales, Mortierellaceae.
GAUCAAGUUUAUCGCGUUUCUUUGCUUUCCACUCAUCAGCGACCAACCCACGGACAAUGACUAGCAGCAGUGCAACCGCCACCUCCGCAGCGCAGGUCAUCAAUACCAACGCACAGUUCAAGGGAAAUGUCGAUUCUUACGAGCUGCCAUGGGUUGAGAAGUACCGGCCGCAACUACUCAAGGCUAUCGUGGGCAAUGAGGAGACUGUCGAACGUCUUCAAUUGAUCGCCAACAAAGGAAACAUGCCACAUAUGAUCAUCUCAGGUUCACCGGGUAUCGGAAAGACUACAAGCGUGCUGUGCCUGGCUCACGAAUUACUUGGCCCUGCAUUCAAAGAAGGCGUUUUGGAACUGAAUGCCUCGGACGAUCGUGGAAUCGAUGUUGUUCGAAACAAGAUCAAGACUUUUGCACAAAAAAAGGUCACCCUCCCACCCGGAAGACACAAGAUCAUCAUUCUGGACGAAGCUGAUAGUAUGACCGCAGGAGCACAACAGGCACUUCGCCGCACGAUGGAGAUUUACUCGAACACAACACGAUUCGCCCUGGCAUGCAACCAAUCUAGCAAAAUCAUUGAACCCAUUCAGAGCCGAUGCGCGAUGCUUCGAUACACGAAGCUGACGGAUAGGCAAGUUCUACAGCGUCUGCGGGAAGUCUGUGAGGCAGAGAAUGUGAAAUACAGCGCAGAGGGACUUGAGGCGCUUAUUUUCACUGCCGAAGGCGAUAUGCGUCAGGCGAUCAACAACCUACAGUCAACUUGGUCAGGAUUUGGAUACGUAAAUGAUGAGAACGUCUUCAAGGUCUGUGAUCAACCUCACCCAGUCGUAGUGAACGCCAUUAUUGCAAGUUGUCUCCAGGUAAACGUGGACAAUGCGCUCCAAGGGAUUCAUCAACUCUGGCGACAAGGAUACAGUGCAGUGGACAUUAUCACGACCCUAUUCAGGGUCGUUAAGUUUUACGACGGUAUGCCAGAAUAUAUGAAGCUGGACUAUAUCAAGGAAAUUGGAUUGACACAUAUGAAGAUCCUAGAAGGAGUUACGUCGUUGGUGCAACUCGGUGGAUUGAUCUCAAGACUCUGUAAACUGUCCAUGGACUCCUCCAGUUUCUCCAUUUGAUGCUGGUAUACAGGACCAGGCUCGCGGAAUAAAAAAAGAAAGCCAACAAUUAUGAAC